GGAGGAGGCGGUGGCGGAGCCCGGCCCAGCCCAGCCCAGCCCAGCCCAGCCCCGGGCAGCCCCGGCCGCGCUCCGGGGCCGCUGCUGGCGGCGCUCCGCUGCCGGCGCCAUGCGGAGGAGGAGGGCGGCGGCGCUGCUGGAGCUGAGCGCGGCGUUAAGCACGGUCGCUUUGGGUUGAGGCAAAAUAUAGCAGAGCGCUACCUGACGCCUCUGUCAGAUGGCAAAAAUUAAGGCCGAGGAGGAAAAGCAGAAAUGCUUGGAAAUAAGGAACUCGGAAACCCUGUCAUAUUCUUCUGCGUAAGGUUGCAGAAGGAAAAACGUCGCUCCUCUGUGCAAACCUAGGGCUAGCGGGAAAGUGAAUUGUGCUAACCUAAACCAAGUAUUCCAGAGCCCUUGAAAUUUCAAAUCAACUGGCUGUGAAUCAUUUCGGCACUUGGAAGGGUAUCCAGUGGCUUGGUGCUGAGGCAGCGCUUUGGGAACACGGCCGAAGCAGAGCUCCCACUCUCGACAUGGAAUGCAGUUUAUAAUGCGGGAUGCCUGUCUCUGCUUUCCCGUUGGAUUUUAACUGUGGGAGUUGAUACAUCUCAGCAACUGCAGUCUUUCUUUAGCAAUUUAGCUAGCGACAAAGUAAAGCAAUGAGGAGAUUUGUUUACUGCAAGGUGGUUCUAGCCACUUCUCUCAUGUGGGUACUUGUGGACGUCUUUUUGCUUUUAUACUUCAGUGAAUGUAAUAAAUGUGAUGACAAGAAAGAGAGGUCUCUGCUGCCUGCUCUGAGGGCUGUUAUCUCUCGAAACCAAGAAGGACCAGGAGAGAUGGGAAAGGCUGUGCUCAUUCCUAAAGAUGACCAGGAGAAAAUGAAGGAGCUGUUUAAAAUCAACCAGUUCAACCUUAUGGCCAGUGACUUGAUUGCUCUAAACAGAAGUUUGCCCGAUGUGAGACUAGACGGGUGCAAGACAAAAGUCUACCCUGACGAGCUCCCGAACACAAGCGUAGUCAUCGUGUUCCACAACGAAGCCUGGAGCACUUUGCUUCGGACGGUGUACAGCGUUAUAAACCGCUCGCCUCAUCACCUGCUUGCUGAAAUCAUCCUGGUCGAUGAUGCCAGCGAGAGAGAAUUUUUGAAGACCUCACUAGAGAAUUACGUGAAAAAGCUGGAAGUCUCCAUAAAAAUCAUUCGGAUGGAGCAGAGGUCAGGACUGAUCCGCGCACGGCUGCGGGGGGCAGCAGCCUCCACGGGGCAGGUGAUAACCUUCCUGGACGCGCACUGCGAGUGCACCCUGGGCUGGCUCGAGCCGCUGCUGGCCAGGAUAAAGGAGGACAGGAAAACUGUUGUGUGCCCAAUCAUCGAUGUGAUCAGCGAUGACACAUUUGAGUACAUGGCUGGGUCGGACAUGACUUACGGGGGAUUUAACUGGAAACUCAAUUUCCGCUGGUAUCCAGUUCCCCAGAGAGAGAUGGACAGGAGGAAAGGGGACAGGACCUUGCCUGUAAGGACCCCUACUAUGGCUGGUGGCCUAUUUUCUAUUGACAGAAACUACUUUGAAGAGAUAGGAACUUACGAUGCAGGAAUGGAUAUCUGGGGUGGCGAGAAUCUUGAAAUGUCUUUUAGGAUUUGGCAGUGUGGUGGCUCCCUCGAGAUCGUCACCUGCUCGCAUGUUGGCCACGUUUUCCGCAAAGCAACACCUUACACCUUCCCUGGUGGCACGGGGCACGUCAUCAACAAGAACAACAGGCGCCUGGCAGAGGUCUGGAUGGAUGAGUUCAAAGAUUUCUUCUAUAUAAUAUCCCCAGGUGUUGUUAAGGUGGAUUAUGGCGAUGUGUCGGUCAGAAAAGCGCUGAGAGAAAACCUGAAGUGUAAACCCUUUUCGUGGUACUUGGAAAACAUCUACCCCGACUCGCAGAUCCCGAGGCGCUAUUACUCUCUCGGCGAGAUCAGGAAUGUUGACACCAACCAGUGCUUAGACAACAUGGGCCGCAAGGAAAAUGAGAAAGUGGGCAUCUUCAACUGCCAUGGCAUGGGAGGCAAUCAGGUAUUUUCCUACACGGCUGACAAGGAGAUUCGCACGGACGACUUGUGCUUGGACGUGUCGCGGCUGAACGGCCCGGUCACCAUGCUCAAGUGCCACCACAUGCGGGGGAACCAGCUCUGGGAGUACGACGCCGAGAAGCUCACCCUGAGGCACGUCAACAGCAACCAGUGUCUGGACGAGCCGUCGGAGGAGGACAAGAUGGUGCCCACCAUGCGGGAGUGCGCUGGGAGCCGAUCCCAGCAGUGGCUGCUGCGCAACAUGACCCUGGGCGCCUGAGCGGCCCGCCAGGGCUCUCCUCCUCCCCUCCUCCUGGCCAGAACAGAGGCCCCGGGUGGGCUUCCCUGGGGGCGGCCGGCCUCCACGUGCCCCUUUGGAACCCGUGACUGUUCGAAAGAAGCACGUGGGAGCCUGUGAGUGGCGGGACUUGUGGAGUUCUCGGCGCAAGCGCGCUCAGAAAUGUUUCGAGGGAAGCCUUGAUGAACCUUUGUCAAAGAGGUGGGGAGGGAGGGUGUUUCCUGUGCGUGUCGGACACCGUGGCACAGUGUAAAAUGCCUUACGAAGCUCACUGGCACUGGGAAGGAUUCUGUCAGAGGCUUUAUGGACUCUGUGUUUGGGCACUGGGCUGGGUUUGGUGUUCAGAGCUCGGUGGAGCGCUGCUCUGGAAGGGCGGCAGGGUCACCGUGCAGAGUGAGUGUUUGGUGCCUGGAAAACGUGGAAUCCCAGGCACACAGUGAGUGGAAAAGCAGCAAAACUGAGCAAAGAGCGCAUCCAGAAACUGAAAUUAAGUGAAACAACGGAAGAGACAUUGGAACAAUGCUAAGGAGGAGUGAUGUGACUUGGUAACUCUGCUCGGUGCAAACUGAGAUCGCCGCAGUGGGACCACAAAUGGCUGGGGCCCCACCUGGGAAGCUUCAGGGGGCUCUGCUGCCUCAGUGGCGGUACCAAAAACUGGCUCUCUGAGAGAAAAAAAAAGAGGUGUUUGGCUGAAACCUGCCUGCAGCUGCUACCUUCGAGCAUUACGUACCUGCAUCCCGUGUGAAACACCCCAGAGCGCUCAGCCGGGGACCCCAAGCCCAGCGGGCAGGACUGUGGGCUGGGUCCCAGCUCUGGCUCCAACAGAGAUGGCAGAUGCUUAUUUAUAUUUUUUAAAAAAUUGUGGCUUAAUCCUUUUGUUUCAUUAGCGUGGUUAUUAAGAACAUGCUGGUGACACGCAGCCGUGUUGGAGCACCACAGGAGCUGAUGCCAGCCCGUGGGCAGGUAUGGGGAAGUGUCCCCUCGCCUUGGUGGUGGGUCUGUUGGCCAUGGCAGCAGAGAUUUAGAUCGUUAUGGAUUAAUGUUCUCAUAUGUAGGUAAUACAAAUUCAUGGGGCAUCCAUACUUUCUUGAUACCUGUCAUUAAAUGAAAAUUUGAAGCCUAUUGAACUUGAAAAGUGAUUGCUGUGCAUGCACGGGAGCUCACAGGCCAACUCAGAUGGGAGGCUGAUCCCAGCCAGCCUCCCUGCUCAGAGCAGGGUCAAGCACCUCCAAUUCCCAUCUUAAAAUCCCCCCCCCCCAGAUACACAACAGGGCUUAAAAGCUAGCAAAGCAGAAGAAUAUAAUCUUGCUUCAUAGGAAGAGCACCACAAACAAAUGUAAACACCGACCUCCGUGCAGAAGUUUGCUUUAAAUUUCCAUCUCCAUCCCCUUCCAAAGGGCUGUUACCAGGCGUGCAGCCACUGGGGCUGGCAGAGGAUAUACCCAGCCCCGGGGCUUUUCCUUGCCAUUGCAGAAGCAAGAGUUGUGGGAGGUCCUGCAGCACCCAGGAGCAUUAGGGAGCGCACUCGGUGGUGCAGGCUCUGCUCCCCCAGCUGCACAUGGCCACAGCCACGAAGCCUCUGGCACUGCCACUGUUGGGUCUGGAGCUUUUGGAAGGCAGUGAGAGGUGCAGCCAGUCUGCAGCUGCCUAGGCUGGGGGUGCAACCCAAAAACAGUUGAAGAAAAGAGUAUUUUUCUCCUUAGAAUUACUACAAAGGCUGAUGCAGAGUGUGUACGCCCUUGGCCAAGUGCAUUUACUUUGUUAGCCUGAGUGCAGCCGGCGUAUCCGUGGAUCUGUGGCUGGACUGCCGUGCACUGGCUGGAGAAAAGUAGAAGGGAAAUAUGGAUUUGUUCUAUCUGAGCAGCUUGUGAGCAAGUACCCCCGCUCCUGAGAAUCCCAGCGGUGCUGCUGCAAGCCUUCAGCACGCUGGCAGGGUGGCCACCGUCUGGCAUUACGCUCAGACCUAGGAGAAAAAAGCACCAAAGCACCUCUUAAUUCAGUCACGGCGAGUAUUUCCAUCGGCUUCGAGGGAUUGAAUCCUGGAUCUACCUCCUUUGUGCGAAUGCAGAAGCCCUGGAAGCCCUUCCAGGAGAGCGUCCUGUACAGCUUGUUGUGCAGAACGAGGUGGUGGUGGUGUGCGGCACCUUAAAUGCUGAUACAGCGCCAGGGAUGACAAAUUACAUGAUUUACUGAAUGAAUGUAAGUUACUGAGCACUUGGACCCAGUCCUUCCUCCAACCACUAAAUUCCUGCAUUAUCUUGGCAAAAAAAUUGGCUAAAAUCAUUUGAAGUUGCUCCUUUGGUUGCCUCGCAGUGUCUGAGGUGCAAAGGGAAGCAUUCAGAGCCACAAACCAUGUCUGAAAAGCACUGAUCUGUGUUUGGUUCCCCACUUAUAAAAUGUCUCAGAAAGGCGUUGGGAGGGCUGGUUGCUAUUUGCACAAAGUGUUUGAAAUGAAGAGAACUCUCCAGAUACUAAAUGUGAUUAUUUAUUGUUUUCACUGGAAAAAAUGCUUCUGGUUCUUGUUUCUUUUGAGAAUUGCUUUGAUGAAACGAGCCAGCCGCAAUGCAAGGUGGCAUCAGCAAGGGGAACGUUUAGAAGAGCAAGGUGAGCCAUAAGCACUGUGGACAGCACUAGUUUUGUUUGUGUCCCAGUGCCAGAGGUAGGAGAAACCAGGGACAGCCGAGAGCUGAAACAGCGAGGCGUUUGGGGCAGUCACGGGUGAGUUUCCUGCAAACACGUAUUUCCCAGGCACAAGAAGGAUUUAUUUCUUCCUUACACUCUAAUAGGAAGAGUGCUUUGAAGAAAAACUGUGUACUUGGAUGUCGAGUGGUAUGUUCUGAUUUUUUUAUUUGCACCUUCUGGCUGCAUCUCCCGUGGGUGCUGGGCAGAGCCUCCCCCAGGCAGCUCUGUCUGGGUUCUGCUCAGAGCUGAACUCUGCCCAGUUUGCCCAUUUUGAACAGUCUGGGAGCCAAAAAGGAGCUCACGAGCACUGCUGAACACCAUGACAUGCUGUGCUGUGCUGUGCCAGCUUGCUGGAGACCUGCUCUGCCACGAGGGCUCUGGGGUUGUCCCCACAACCCCAAGCCCCCGGUGCCGUCCCCGCAGGACACGCUGCACCCCCAAAGUGUGUCUGGUUUGCUGCCAGCACGAGCUGCCGCCGGGUCUGCUGGUGUCGGAUGGACACUGCAGUGUUUUUUUCACUCGCUUGCGUGGCUUCCGUGCCACUGCUGCUUUCCCAACGUUUGGUAACAACUCCAGCACCACCGCUCCGGUACGUUGUCACCCCCAUUUAUUCUUUUCCCCCAAGAGCAAGCACUCGGGCCAGCUUGGCCGGGGGUCCCCUGGAAGACCUGAGGCACGCGGUCACCUGAGGAAGGUGGGGAUCGUGCCGGGCGUUCGGUCAAGAGAGAAGACCGAGGGACAGGGGGCGGCUUUGGGGACCUGCUUGCGAGUGCUCCUGAUGAAGUGCUAGGAACAUAAAAUUUAAAUUUGUAAAAGUAGAUUGUGGAUAAAUAAUUGCACAUUUUAAAUGUUGUAACGGUUAUUCAAUGGUCUACUGGUACUCUUUGCUGUACAUUUCAAUAUUUAUACAUUUUUGUAGAAUUAAAAUAUCCUGGUUUAGUUUU
Molecule: messenger RNA, 5950 nt
Organism: Anas platyrhynchos (mallard)
Lineage: Eukaryota; Metazoa; Chordata; Aves; Anseriformes; Anatidae
Gene: GALNT13
Product: polypeptide N-acetylgalactosaminyltransferase 13
Biological process (GO): protein O-linked glycosylation
Cellular component (GO): Golgi apparatus
Molecular function (GO): polypeptide N-acetylgalactosaminyltransferase activity
Source: RefSeq, a predicted model, not a curated record